This is a messenger RNA of Cladophialophora yegresii CBS 114405, 5823 nucleotides long. RefSeq lists its product as uncharacterized. The record is from RefSeq and is a predicted model, not a curated record. Bases 1 to 5823 code for a protein of 1940 amino acids. Lineage: Eukaryota; Fungi; Ascomycota; Eurotiomycetes; Chaetothyriales; Herpotrichiellaceae. Gene Ontology annotation, cellular component: Set3 complex. Gene Ontology annotation, biological process: regulation of transcription by RNA polymerase II. The transcript is spliced from 2 exons.
AUGUCUUCCAGGUACCCGCCGCCGGCAAGAGAACGCUCACCACCACGAUACGAUCGACGUCCAUCCUCAACGAAUUUCGCUGCCUCGUCUCAGAGAGAUCCUCCCAGAGGCCCCAAGGCCGAUUUUCGAGGUGGCGGUAAUUUCCCCUUCAGCUCCGCUCCACGUGGUCGUGGCGGUGCGUUUGCCCCUCGUCCCAACGAUGGCCGGGAUCGAGACUGGGACCGUGAACGAGAUACUCGGCCCGCGCCACAGUCGUACCGCGGACGGGACGAUGACCGCGCUGAAUGGCCUCGGCGCGACCGCGAUUUUCCUCCUGCCGAUCGACCAGUAGCACCCGCCCGAGACAAUCGAUCUUACGUUGGCAGAGAACGCUCAGCUUCCCCUAUUCGUUCAAGGCGGGAUUCACGGGAAUCUCUUCCUUCCACUUUCCCUCGUGUUCCCGACACUGCAGCGUCCUAUUAUGCCCCGACUGGCCGGGGAGGGCUUAGUCGAGGCAGGGGAAGAGGCGAUUGGGACCGAGGCCGAGGGAGAAGUUCCUAUGCAGGAGAGCGCGAGCGGGAUCUCUUCCACCCUCGAAGUCGUUCACGGGAGAGCUGGCGCGAUCGUGACUUUGAUCGAGGGCGUCCUUUACCAGGUGAUGCGGAUCGCUCUGCUACGUAUGACCGCCGUGAUUAUGACCGUAGUAGAGAGCGCGAAGUUAGGGGUCGGGAUCCACGAGAGCACGACCUCUGGCAGAGGGAGCCAUCUCCUGCCAGAGCCGCGCCCCUGAACGCGGGCAGUUCUGCCGUCGCUUCUUCGGCUGGCGCCACUGAUCGACCUGGAAAGCUCGAUCUUGACGCUGGCAGACGGUCAUCAGUGGUUCCCACCCAGACCGUAGCCGGACGAGACGGUCGACGUGAUGUUGAAGCGUCUGACUAUUUUGGGCCUUCAAGAUUGGACACUUCUCGCCGUGAUCCACCUCAGUCUUUGCAACAGCCUCCUGCCGCUGUUGGUCUUGACUAUGGGCCGCCGCCUUCUUUGCCACCAGUCACGACGCCUGCCGCUGAAAGACCUGCGAUUACCAAGCAACAGCCUCCCAAGCCGGAGCCGGCCACGCCGUCGUCAACCACUUUCAUGCCGCCUAGUGGGCCCAAGGCUGGAAGAGCGAUUAAUGCGACAAAUCUCGGUCAAGCUGGGAAGCAGUCUCUGCACCAGGAGAGCUGGGGUCGCUCCGAACCGCCGUCACGACCGGCACGCGUGGGUCUUGCACCGACUACGAGUCUUCAAUCAUCGGAUAUCAAUCCAAAGAAAGAAGAGCCCUUUUCCGAACCAAAACCAUCUGCUCCCCCGGCCAAUGAACGUUCUUUGCCCCCGAAUAUCCCUUCAGGCCCCCGUCUCGGCAGUGCACCGCCGUAUAAACAGAGGUUGUCUUCGAUUGAACCAAUAGGAUCAGCUCCACCUCCUUCCGCGUCACGGGAAACUAGUUCGAAGCCAUUUGGAGGAGACAGCCGCGCACCAGUCAUUCCCACCGGACCUCGUCUUGACCGGGAAGCGGGCAGACCCCCGUUGAACACAGCCCCGAAGGCCUGGAUCUCCCCUAACGACCGACCAGGCUUCAUACCCACCGGUCCUAGACAGCAAAAUGCAUUUCCAUCCCAGUCACAGAAACCUCGCACACUGCAUGCUUUUGGUAGUCCUGUCUUCAGCGCACCCUCCGGGCCUAAGGCGCUGAUAGCGACCAGUCCCAGACUCCAGGAAGCGAAAAUGACACUCUUACCGCCUAGGAAGCCCGUGGAGGACAUCCAGGCUUCCAGGGACGUUGAUAUGUCAGCGUCUGCAUCGAGUGCUGACGAAGAUGAGGUUGAGGAUGAUUCGUUUGACGAAGAAUACUUUGCGGAAUCCGAGGCAACACAUAAGCGGGAGAUGAAACUGCUCGAGGCUCGGAAACCGCCACCCUUGCUAGAAGAUCCGACCUUGGUGGCGUUGUUGAUCAAGCUGCAGUUCCUUGAGAUGAUCUUGCAGGAGACAGCACCCAGACCUGUCAAGCUUGAAACCGAGGCCGGGAAAGAGGGUAUAGCUACCACCAUCGCGGUCCCAAGGGAAUUGCCGUCGCCAGAUGAGCUGGUCAGAGCCACAACACCGGAGCCGGAACAACAGCUGGCAGACGUUUGGAGACGGCCUCUUAAGGAGACGCCGGUAAACCCGAUACCAACUCCUCCGAUCGAGAGUUUACCGUAUCUCAAAUCAGGGCCUCCUGAGAGGGUUGUGUUUGAGGAAUCCGACAACGAAGUCGAACAUGAAGCCGUUGCAAUCCUCCUGCAGCAGGAGUUUGAGCGGGAAGCAUGGGACUUGCGGGCUGAUCUUGAAGAAAAGCACGCAGAAUUCAAGCUCAAGUAUUCCUUGUGGAAGCAAGAAAUCAACCAAAUAGAACAAGAAAAACGCGAGCAGCAAGCCAGUCCUGCACCUGCCUCUCCUGCACCAUCGGCCGCGCCAUCUGUUACACCGUCACUGACACACGAGCGUACCAGGGGCGCGCGGAACACGACUGAGGCUGACCUGGAAGUCGCGCUUGCAUUGUCCAAGCAGUCGGCGAGGGAAGAGGAGGAGCGGAGAGAAAGAGAGGCUGCUGCCACGUCGUCGCCGAACUACGAUACAGAGGCGGUAAUACCUCCAAUGCUGACCGCGACAGAGAUUGAAAUGUCCCAUUUCGAGGACACUAACAACCUCAUUCCAUACGGAUUGGUGAAGCAUAAGUAUGCUUACUGGCCGCCAGUGGAUGAUUUUACGGCGGAGGAACAAGAAUUGUUCAUCACAGCUUACUGUCAGAAUCCCAAGAAGUGGAGUAAGAUUGCUGAGUCCAUCCCAGGAAGAACGUAUCAGGACUGCAUCACCCACUAUUACUUGACAAAGGAUCAAACUCGAUACAAGGAAAUUUUCAAACGAUCACAGCCCAAGCGGCGUGGCCGAGGAAAAGCUGCAACGAAACCUCGAUCGACCGCCUUGUUGUCAGAGCUGCAGCGUGGCGAUGACACCGAGGGCACACCUCUUGCGGUCACGGACAGUGGUCGGCCCAGGCGAGCAGCAGCACCAACGUUCGGAGAUGCUCCCAAUGAACCCGACCCCUCGACUCCUGUACUCCAAUCCAAGAAGCUUACAGCGGCCUUGUCUAACGCGGAUGCUACUGCAACCAAGACAAGUAGGGGCCGGAAAACUGGCACCGGCGCCAAGACUCGCAAGACGAAAGCGCAAAUACAGGCUGAACAACAGCAGGCCACCGUUUUGGGAACGGCUGAGGCUUCACCCGGCAAAGUUGCAACAGCUACCAAGGCCGAACGAGGACGAACAGCGCUUCGUCCGGGCGAUACAGUGCCCAUGAGAGCUGAUAGACCUCCAGUCCCCCAGCCACAGCGUAUCGUUGACGCCACUCUACCACAGUAUCCCCUACCAGAAAUGCCUUUGAUGCCCGCGGUAGCCCAAGCCGCAACCACAUCAGCAGUGACCAGCUAUUGGUCUGUCCCCGAGCAGCACAAAUUCCCAGAGCUUCUGGCGUACUUCGGCCGCGAUUUUGCGGCAAUUGCAGACUUUAUGAAGACGAAGAGCGUGACUAUGAUUAAGAAUUACUACUCACGGCAAAUCAAUGACGGGAAAGACGAGUUCGAGAAAAUCGCUCAGGUAGGGGACCAGAGACGUAUGGCUGGGGAAGUCAUACCGCAGCCACCGAGUCCAAUCGCUCCUGCCAAGCGCCGUUACGAUACAACGCCGUCGCUCGCGCCAGCGUCUCGGCCUCCCAUACAGCCAGAUCUGAUGAAUGUCGACGGCGAUGCAGUGCUUCCGAUAAUGAAACCGAGCAUCAUAGACGACUUUCCACAAAGCAUUCUCGAGAGGAACUCCACGGGUGACAUUAUACCAAAACCUCGGCCAGUUAUCCGAGAAACACUCCGCGAGGCGCCUCUACCCGGUUCCCUGUCCACGAAGACAGAAGAGCUUUCCAGGUCAUCAAACGACCGGAUCCCUGUAUUUGGGCCGAAGCCGCAUGGUCCUAAAGCUGGCUUUUUCCAGGACGAUAUUGGUUUACAGAACGCACGUCAAAACUUCCGACCACAGCUACAGGAAAGCUCGCCUCAGAUUCUCCCGCAGAGACCGCCGGAACUACCUCGCAAUGAUAUGAGUCAACAACCGACGAUGCCUCCUCUAGCUCAGAGCCUGCUGGGUCCCCGCGAGCCUCUGAUACAGAACGCGCAACGAACUCAGGCACCGACAGCACCUCUUAUUCAAGCACUUCACUCGCAAGCUGACAAGUAUUCCCAACCUGCUGUGUUUCACCCUAGUCAUAGUCGAGAUAACAGCUUGGCAAAACCGAACCAUUCUGCCCUAGAGGCAGCUCAGGAGCUGUCGUCGCUACGUCGUCUCGAAGGUCAACGCCCAACAUUUGGAAGCGCUAUGACGGGUUCUCCGGCGCCAUCAACGACACCAAUGCCAGCUUCUCAACACCCGCGGAAGGAAAUUCCCCAGCCGAGCGUUGCACACCCUCCACAAGACCCUCCGAAGCCUCCUAUCAAGCGGUCCAAUGUAUUCGGUCUUCUCAACGACGAUCCGCCGGCUCCACCACCGAAGCGGCCAUCACUGGAAACGCCACAACGGACUUCGAUCCGCUCGCCGCAAAUCGCACCCCUUUCUUCAGCUCAGAAUUCAUUACAGCAGCCAAGAAGUCAGCUCCAUUCCGAUGAUCCAUUGCUCAAUAGGGCUAUACGAGGGCCGUAUGGCCACGGCAGUGUCCUGUCAGCGAGCGUGGUGCAGCAGACAUCCGCGGAGUUUCCGAGUGCAUUUUCCACUCCUCCCGUGACCACCCCAAGCAAUGAGACGUGGAUGGACCGUUUCGACCCGCGAACGCACGGAGCGCCUGCGGAACAGCGGAAUCACCGGCACUCUCCCGCACCCUCUCCAUAUUCUGUUGUGCCUCCGGGCUCGCAACCUCCUUCUCUCCACGGUAUGCGGGUCGACACACCUCGAAGCUUGGACCGACUUGGACUGGAUCAUCGCCGGGCUCUACUGGGCCAAGUGAACCAGAUGCCUCAUGUGCCUUCUCCGCCACCUCAGCAGCCUACGCAGCCUGUACCACCUCUGCGCUCAGCGUCAAGCUCGUCUCAACAUGCCCGGGUUGCGUCACUUGGGUAUCCAAGCUCGCAGACAAGCCAGUCCUCGUCGCUGGGCAAUCCGCCUGCCCCACAGGGUCAUCCACAAUCGGCGGGCUCAACUCCAGUAUCAGGCCUUCACCAUCGUCCUCAACCCUCGCUUGACUAUCCACCGCGACUGACCAUUCAACAACACAUGGCUCAGCAAACUCAACAGAAGCAACAAGAACAGCAGCGAGAGCAUGAGCGACACAUCCAGCGACAGCGAGAAAUGGACGUAGUGGUGCAGCGGGAACGGGAGCGGGAACGAGAACAUCAACAGCAGAUGAGACGCGACAUUUAUGGCAUCGAUCAACUUGGGACGCAAAUCUCUCGGCAAAACCAGUUGGGUGCUACGGCAAACCAGAGCCACAUGGCUUUUACUCAACGUGAGAUCCCUCGAACAUUCACGCCGCCCCAUCCCCAUAGUCAUGGCCAUACUCACUCUCACUCCCACUCGCAAUAUGCCGGUCAUGGCCCAGUUGGCCCAGGAGGGACGCAUGGUCUCCAACACCCGCUCCAGCAUGGCCUUCCGCACCAACAGCAACCAGGGGGUCCUUCUCUCCAUCCGAGUUUGCAUCACCCUCAUCACGCUCAACUCCAUCCAGGUGGACAUCCAGGACAUUUUCGCAACCAGAGUCAAGGAGACGCGAGACGCGACGGACGGGGAUAG